Messenger RNA from Melospiza georgiana, 2497 nucleotides. RefSeq names its product ring finger protein 38 (gene RNF38). The transcript is spliced from 12 exons. Lineage: Eukaryota; Metazoa; Chordata; Aves; Passeriformes; Passerellidae. The record is from RefSeq and is a predicted model, not a curated record. The coding region runs from base 1 to 1983 and encodes 660 amino acids.
AUGCCGGUGGCCGCCCGCUCGGCAGCCCCCGGGGCGCAGCCCGACGCCGGCUUCCAUGCCCCUGCCCGCCAGCGGGACCGCGGCGUCGCUCCGCGCGGCGAGGAGAGCGGCGGCGAGCGGCACCUCCGUCAGGCCGGCGAGGCGGGCCGGCGCGGCAGAUGGGUGGCUUCUUCCGCCGCCCCCUUCCUGCCUGCCUUCUCCUCCUCCCCUCCGCCGCCCCCCGCCUCCUCCGUUGCCUCCUCCCCCGCUGGUGGGGCCGCCGUCGCCGCCUCCACCUCCCCCUCGGCUGCCUCCCUUCUCCCGGCACUCCCCCAGACCCGCGCCCGUGUCCGCUCCUGCUCCGGCUUCCCGGGACUCGCCAUGAGCGGCGGUUCCGGUCGCUUACCGCCGCCCGCCGCCCUCUGCCCGCCGCCGCCCCUCCACGGGCCGAGCUUGCCGGAGGCGGGAGCGCGGAGCCAGGGCCGGGGCAGCCCCGCCGGGCACGGCGCGCCCCGCGGCGCCCCGGGCUCCAGAGCCCCGCCACCAGGUAGUAUUGGUACAGCGUUUCAAUGCCACACAAUCCAUCAAGAUCACAUUUGUACUGAUGACAGUGACAAGAGUGAAGACAGUCCUAGUCCCAAGCGACAACGCCUUUCCCAUUCCGUCUUUGACUACACAGCAGCAUCACCAGCCCCAUCAUCACCAAUGCGACCAUGGGAGAUGACAUCAAACAGGCAACCUCCUUUGGCUCGACCCAACCAACACCACUUCUCAGGGGAACGAUGCAACACACCUGCACGAAACAGGAGGAGUCCUCCGGUUCGACGUCAGAGAACAAGGAGAGAUCGUUUGUCUAGACAUAAUUCUAUUAGCCAGGAUGAAAACUAUCACCAUCUCUCCUAUGGACAGCAGCAAGCAAUAGAAGAGCCUCGAGCUUUUCGCCCACCGAAUGUAUCUCCUCGUAUGUUGCACCCAGCUGCUCACCCACCACAGCAGAAUGCAGUGAUGGUUGACAUUCAUGAUCAGAUCCAUCAGGGCACAGUUCCUGUUUCAUACACAGUGACAACUGUGGCUCCACAUGGGAUACCACUUUGCACAGGCCAGCACAUUCCAGCCUGCAGCACGCAGCAGGUCCCAGGUUGCUCAGUGGUUUUCAGUGGCCAGCACCUUCCAGUUUGCAGUGUGCCUCCCCCAAUGCUUCAGGCCUGCUCAGUCCAGCACCUACCUGUCCCAUAUGCAGCAUUUCCACCCCUCAUUUCUAGUGACCCAUUCCUUUUGCAUCCUCCUCAUCUCUCUACACACCACCCUCCUCACUUACCUCCUCCAGGACAAUUUGUUCCUUUCCAAGCACAACAGUCACGGUCGCCGCUUCAAAGGAUAGAAAAUGAUGUAGAAUUGCUUGGAGAACAUCUUCCUGUAGGAGGUUUUACAUACCCUCCCUCAGCCCAUCCACCAACGUUGCCUCCCUCAGCUCCUCUUCAAUUCUUAGCCCAUGAUCCAUUACACCAGGAGGUGUCAUUUGGGGUACCUUAUCCACCUUUUAUGCCUCGAAGACUCACAGGGCGCAGCAGAUACCGAUCACAGCAGCCAAUACCACCACACCCUUACCAUCCCAGCCUAUUACCUUAUGUGCUAUCAAUGCUCCCAGUGCCACCGGCAGUUGGACCAGCUUUCAGCUUUGAGUUGGAUGUGGAAGAUGGAGAGGUAGAAAACUAUGAGGCACUGCUGAAUUUGGCAGAACGUCUGGGAGAAGCCAAACCACGGGGAUUAACAAAAGCUGACAUUGAGCAGCUUCCAUCCUACAGAUUCAAUCCAAACAAUCACCAGUCAGAACAGACAUUAUGUGUGGUGUGCAUGUGUGAUUUUGAGUCAAGGCAGCUACUUAGAGUCUUACCCUGUAACCACGAGUUCCAUGCCAAGUGUGUUGAUAAAUGGCUGAAGGCAAAUCGCACCUGCCCAAUUUGUAGAGCUGAUGCUUCAGAAGUGCAUCGUGAUUCAGAAUGACCAAUCUAAGAGCACAAAUCUGGUUUGGAUGUUUCUGGUCACAUGUAUAUAUGAACUCUCUAUUGAACUUACCUACCCAUGUGGCUUCCAGCCUACCCUUUACACAAAAGGGUCAAUGGACCUUACUUUGCACUGUGUGACUUAAUCAAUUAUAAAGCUUAUAACUAGUCUUCACAGUUACGGGAUUGUUAUACUAACAAGUGUGAUUGGAACUCCAAAGAUUUUUUUUUUAGCUUAAUUUUGUGUGUGCACUAACAUUCCCUGGGUUUUGUGUGAUCAUUCCAAGUAUUGCUGCGAGAUUACUGUGGAUGUGAUCUUUUAGCAUGUGCUUUUAUAUAAAAGAAAAAGAAAAAAAAAAGUGGUAGCUCCAAACAAUAUAGCAAUCUACCUUAUAUAGAGCCUUCAGAUACUGUGAGUGGGGAUGAAUGGUAUGAGUGUGUGUUUGCCUGAGAGAGGAUGAAUGAAGUGUGCUUGUGACUGGGUGUGCCUGCGUGUUUGAGAACCUAUAUACCAG